AAGACGACGAAGAAGAAGAGAAAGUAGAAGAAGAGGAGAAGGGCGAGCAGGAGAAGGAGAGAAAAACGAGAAAAAGGACAAACACGAACAAGACGUCGCGUGUCAGACAUCGGACGGGCGAGCGAUCGCCGUCGAGGAACAUCGACUCGCGAUCGCGCUAUUCGCCGACGACUUGAAGCCGCCGUGACUCGGCGCGUCCGAUGCUGAACGAGAGACGGCUCGAAGACAACACACUGGCGGACGGGGAACGUAAUGGUAGCGCCGUGGUUGCUGGCCCGGCGCUCUCAUUGUCGUCGCCGUCGUGCACGGUGCCCUACAUCGGCACUGACCAGGGCUACGUGUUCGAGGGUGGCGGCACGACGACGUUGCAGCAGCUCGGUGCAGUCGGUGCUUCCGCGACCGGCUGCACCGGUGGCGGAGGAGGUCUCGGGUUCGGUGCGUCGACGGGUAGUUCGGGGGGUGGGUUGAGCGGAGGGAUGGGACUCGGAGGAGUCGGUACCGGAGGAGCCGCGGGGAUUGCGGGUAUGGGCGGAGGUGGAGGAGGAGUGGGAGGGGGUGGAAGUGGUACAGGAGGAGGAGGAAGCGCGAACAAGGAGGUCCGUUACGCUCCGUUCUCGUCGUCUGUAGGACCGGUCGGUACCGUGGCGCCGGUAAACCUGCCGUCUCUACCGCCGCCGCCGCCGCCGCCGCCGCCACCGCCGCCGCCGCCCCUGCCGCUGCAGAUGCAGCAGCAGCGUGCCUUCUCGAGGUCGAUGACGUCCCUACCGCCUGAGCCGUUCAUGAUCAUGCGGUCGAAGGCGCUGAACCGGCGCGUCUCGAUCAACGUCGGCGGCGUGAAGCACGAGGUGCUCUGGCGCACCCUCGAACGUCUGCCGCACACUCGUCUAGGUCGGCUGCGGGACUGCAACACCCACGAGGCGAUCACCGAACUCUGCGACGACUACUCUCUGAUCGACAACGAAUACUUCUUCGACCGUCACCCCAAGUCCUUCAGCUCGAUCCUCAACUUCUAUCGUACGGGCAAGCUCCAUCUAGUGGACGAGAUGUGCGUGCUGGCGUUCAGCGACGAUCUCGAGUAUUGGGGUGUCGACGAGCUCUAUCUCGAGAGCUGUUGUCAGCACAAGUACCACCAGCGCAAGGAGCACGUGCACGAGGAGAUGCGCAAGGAGGCAGAGUCGCUACGGCAACGCGAGGAGGAGGAGUUCGGCGAGGGACAAUGCGCCCAGUAUCAAAAAUGGCUCUGGGAUCUCCUGGAGAAACCCACCACGUCUAUCGGUGCAAGGGUGAUAGCUGUGAUAUCAAUACUCUUUAUUGUGCUUUCGACGAUCGCACUAACUCUCAACACCAUUCCUAGUAUGCUAGUGAAUGAUGAGAAGGGGAACUUUCAAGACAAUCCACAGCUCGCUAUGGUGGAGGCCGUGUGCAUCACGUGGUUCACUCUCGAGUACAUGCUUAGGUUCAGUGCCUCGCCGGACAAGUGGAAAUUCUUCAAGGGUGGUCUUAACGUGAUCGAUCUGUUGGCGAUACUGCCGUACUUCGUAUCUCUGUUCCUGGUCGAGACGAACAAGAACGCGACCGACCAGUUCCAGGACGUGCGCAGGGUAGUGCAGAUCUUUCGUAUAAUGCGGAUCCUGAGGAUCCUGAAGCUGGCCCGCCACUCGACUGGGCUACAGAGCCUCGGCUUCACCCUACGUAAUUCGUACAAGGAGCUGGGCCUGCUGAUGCUCUUCCUGGCGAUGGGUGUCCUCAUAUUCUCGAGCCUUGCUUACUUCGCCGAGAAGGAGGAGCCCGGGACCAAAUUCGUAAGCAUUCCAGAGACCUUCUGGUGGGCAGGCAUCACUAUGACCACCGUCGGAUACGGCGACAUCUACCCCACGACCCCGCUCGGCAAAGUGAUCGGCAGUGUGUGUUGUAUAUGUGGUGUCCUGGUAAUCGCGUUGCCCAUUCCCAUUAUCGUCAACAAUUUCGCCGAAUUCUACAAGAAUCAGAUGAGACGGGAGAAGGCUCUUAAGAGGCGGGAGGCUCUCGAGAGGGCCAAGCGGGAGGGCAGCAUCGUGUCCUUUCAUCACAUCAACCUGAGGGACGCCUUCGCCAAGAGCAUGGAUCUCAUCGACGUCAUCGUCGACACCGGUCACAACAUAUCCGGGGUGGACGGUAACAGUACGGAGGGGGAGUCCGCGUGCGGCCGUGGGCCCACGCAGACCGGACCCGGUUGUUACCGCAAUUACGAGCAUUACAGCACCUUGCGGCACCGGCGCAGCGCGUCGAACGCCUGCUUCUCGAAUCUGCCGGUCGACUUGCCCACCACGCCCGACAGCCCGAACCGCCGGCUUCUCGACUUUGCCCAGAGCGUGCCGGGCACGCAAAAUGAUGACUACUACCAGGAUGAAGUGCCGGCCCAACACGCCAACCAGGGCAACACGACACCCAGCGAUGAAGAGAAAAAAGACAGCAGAAAAUUCGAGAAAAUUGAUGAAAUACCUAGCGAAUUCGAGUGUUGCUUUUGUACCACGAAGGAGUACAAAGACUUCCGGGACGCAGAGAACAUAAUGCCACUGGCCACCAGCGACUUUCGUAAUCCGGUAUGUCAAGAAAUGAGGUCCCUCAGGUUCAAUGCAAUCAGCAGUGGUGGAGGCAGCAGUGGAGGAGGCGGAGGUGGCGGUAGCGGAGGCGGCAGUGGAGGCGGGGGCAGCGCAGGAGGUGGGGGAGGAGGAGGAGGAAGCAUUGGUGCCGGCGGCGGCGGCGGCGGCGGCGGCGGCAGCGGCGGCAGCGGCGGCAGCGGCGGCGGCGUGGAGCAAUUGGGUUCGUCGUUGGUGGAACCGAGGACACCGCCGAUUCAGCCGCCGGAAACGUUGAGCUACGCGAGGACCUACAACGAGCAGGGCAGCUACACGAAGGCGUACAACGAGCAGGGUAGCGUCGACAGCUCGGACACGUACGCGAGCUGUCAAACGCAUCCGUCCCAUUCGCAGGGCGAUCUGACCGAGGAAGCGGACAGCAAUCUUUACGUGAAUCCAUUGGAGGCGACGGAGAAAUGCGGGAGCGCUCGGGUGAAAAAGUCCAUUUCCGGCGAGGUCGGCCGAAACGUCACCACCGAUGCGUCGCCCAGCGUCGAGUCCCUGAAGGAAAUCCGGCCUUCUAACGAGGUCAGCAAAGUCACCCUAAACGACGCCAUACCUAAGCAUAGGAAAAUAAGGAUCCAACAGAGCGCAAAGCUGCGGGCUCAAUUCGUCGGCAUCCAGGACACCGCGAUGGUGGUGCGCGAUAUCCUGAAGGAUGACACCUUGGAGGACAACAAUAACCAUUACGGGGGAGGACUACGCGGUGGCAGAUCCUCCGCGUCGUACGGGCCGACGAAUAGUCUGGCGUCCGCCACGCGCAUCAUCAAUCAUCACUUGUUCGGAUCCAUCGGCGGGCCCAAGCAUCACGCGGGAACGAGCGGCGAGAGCAAGCUCUCGCUAUCGGCGGACUCGAUAGACAGCGAGGGCGCGCCGUUCAUGGACCGUUACCGAGUGUCGAGAUCGAUCCUGAAGAAGUCCGACAGCGGCAGUAACUACUACAGCAAUGCCGGCGACUCGGACACCGAGAAGCUGAUCACGGACAAUGUGUCCACGACGAGCGUGUGCGACAACGAGACGAAUACGUGUGACGCUUUCGUCAACGUGAACGGCACGCGCGCGCGAAAGCGCCCGGUAUCGCCGUUACUCUCGCGACAGGUCCUCGAGUCGAUAUUCCGCACCAACAAUAACACCGAGAGGGAGUACACGAGCGACGAGGGGGACGGGAAGAUCGGCGUCACGAGGACACCGAAGAUCCUGUUCGGCGACGUUGCGGAAGAAAAACAUGCACGCGAUGAAGUGGUGGUGGAGAACCAGAAUAAAGAACCGGCGGAGGAGCAGCAGCCGCGACGGCCGAGGGUGCGCUUGCAGGAGGAUUCCAAGGACAGUCAGACCACGUUGAUACUACGCUCAUACAAGACGAAGAAGUCGUCCGCGACGGACGAGAGAAGAAAAAUCGGCGGUAGCAAGUCCUCGAGCGCGCACGGCUGCGCGACUUACAAGAGCUCGGGCGCGCAUGGCCUGCCGCAGGAAUACCGUUUCUCGUCGUAGCGUUUCUCUUCCUCCGCUUCAGCAGCAGCAGCAGCAAUCUCCUUUGCUAUUACGCGCUCUAUUACACGCACAGUCGCACAUCAUCAUCGAUCGAUUAGCCGACGACCGAUCGGUCGAUACACACUCACGGAGCCGUGUAAUAGCUCAUCGUCGUCUGUGCCUGAUAAUUGCGUUACCUUCAGUGCCGGUUGCACCGACAGUCUUGGUCAAUUAACCGCGCCGACGGAGUCCUGGUUAAUUAACUUCGUCAUCCCGCGCCUGUGUUCUCUCUGUUCUCUGGGAAACAAUUCUGAUGUACCUCCCUCGAUCGCAAUCGUGGACGGAAGAGGAAGAGGAUGAAUUAAUUAAUCACGAUGCGCGGUGCAAUCGACCCUUAGAUAUUGAGAGCGAGAGAGAGCGAGAAAGAGAGAGAGAGAGAGAGAGAGAGAGAGAG
Messenger RNA from Harpegnathos saltator (Jerdon's jumping ant), 4542 nucleotides. It is a transcript of the gene Shab, whose product is annotated as Shaker cognate b. The transcript has 9 exons. Lineage: Eukaryota; Metazoa; Arthropoda; Insecta; Hymenoptera; Formicidae. The record is from RefSeq and is a predicted model, not a curated record. Gene Ontology annotation, biological process: action potential; protein homooligomerization; potassium ion transmembrane transport. Gene Ontology annotation, molecular function: delayed rectifier potassium channel activity; protein binding. The coding region runs from base 201 to 4109 and encodes 1302 amino acids. Gene Ontology annotation, cellular component: voltage-gated potassium channel complex; membrane.